GCCGCCCCGGCAGCGGAGCGGUCCCAGCGGGCGGCGGAGGCAGCACCGACCGCCCCCGGCCCGGCCAUGUCCGAGCCCGGAGCCCCCGCGGCCGGUGACAAAGCGACCCGGCUCCAGGACCGUGUCCUGGGUGGGCUGCGCUGGGCCCGCCUGCAGGAGCCCCUGGGCUUCAUCAAGGUGCUGGAAUGGCUCUUCGCCAUCUUCGCCUUCGGCUCCUGCGGCUCCUUCAGCGGCGAAACGGGGGCCACGGUGCGCUGUGAGAGCGGGGCCACGACGGUCAUCGCCGUCCAGUUCGGCUACCCCUUCAGGUUAUACCAGAUUCCUUUUGGGAUGCCGGACUGCCAGGAGGAGUCCGAGGCUCGCACCUUGUACCUGGUGGGCGACUUCUCUGCCCCCGCUGAGUUCUUCGUGACCCUGGGGGUCUUCUGCUUCCUCUACUCCAUGGCAGCCCUGGUGCUCUACCUCCGCUUCCAUUCCCUCUACUCCAGCAACACCAAGCUCCCCUUCGGGGAUUUCUGUGUCACCGUGUGCUUCGCCUUCUUCUGGCUGGUGGCGGCGGCCGCCUGGGGGAAGGGGCUGAGCGAUGUGAAGGCGGCGACGCGGCCGGGGGCGCUGCUGGGGGCGAUGGGCGUGUGCCAGGACCAGGGGGUGCAGUGCGGGCCGGGCCCCACGCCCGCCAUGGGGCUGGCCAACAUCUCCGUGCUCUUCGGCUUCCUGAAUUUCCUGCUGUGGGCCGGGAACUGCUGGUUCGUGCUGCGGGAGACGCCGUGGCUGCGGCCGCCCCCGGAGCGGGACAGCGCGGCCGAGCAGGGCGCCAUCGACAAGCAGUGA
Myiozetetes cayanensis is the source of this 831-nucleotide messenger RNA. RefSeq names its product synaptophysin like 2 (gene SYPL2). The coding region runs from base 67 to 831 and encodes 254 amino acids. Gene Ontology annotation, cellular component: synaptic vesicle membrane; synaptic vesicle. Lineage: Eukaryota; Metazoa; Chordata; Aves; Passeriformes; Tyrannidae. The record is from RefSeq and is a predicted model, not a curated record. The transcript has 6 exons.